Varroa destructor (honeybee mite) is the source of this 8218-nucleotide messenger RNA. RefSeq lists its product as uncharacterized. The record is from RefSeq and is a predicted model, not a curated record. Lineage: Eukaryota; Metazoa; Arthropoda; Arachnida; Mesostigmata; Varroidae.
UCCAAGGAUCUAGGUUGGCGUAGCUUGUUUUACUUGCUUAGUUCGGAAGCUGUGGCAGUAGCGUGCGAGGGCGCGGGCGCGCAGGCUCAACGUACACUCUAUCUGUUAGACGUUGGACAGAUUGUACUAGCGGGCGGGCAAGCCUAUUAUGGCCGGAGAGCAGCCGCAGCAUCGGCCUAGCGCACUGCUGCUGAUGACGACGACGACGACGACGUCGACUUGGUAAUUUUCGACGGCAGGCAUCGCUUUGCGGCGCUACGGCGGUGCAUCCGUCGACUACUACAGCAGUACUACCGUCACGACAGACAGCCAGCUCACUCACUCACUCUGUGGUGUCAAAAGAAUUUGUCGGUGCUCUACCAACACGAAAUACUACUACCCUAGCAGUAGAAGCAGCAGCAGCAUCCGCUAAGCGUAACUGGGUCGACAACGAACCUUCGGGACCGAACAGCAUUUGUGUGGGCCUUUUCGGCUCAGCAGACCUGCGAACGAGCGGCCGUUUAAUACGGUCGUGUGACUAAAAUGAAAUUUCUUUGCGAAUUCAUCACAUAAAUGUUCGGCUUACGUGGAACUGAGGUGUUGCAGAUUAUCGUUCUGCUGGUCCUCUGCCACGUCGGCAGGAACGGGCCGUCGCUGCGGUCACCGCACACCUGCGACCGCCACUCAUCGGCCCUCGUGCGCCAUGUGGUUCAGAGCAAGCUGCAACCGCUUCUUGACAGCUACCGCGUUGCGAUGCCUGAAGACUGCCCAUUUCAUCCAGCGCGCGAUAUCCUCGUUUGGCCACAACGAAGUACACGAGCACCAUUUAAUCAACACCUCGACGUAUGGAAGUGCCCGAUAUGCGACAAGGUUUUCUUUGGCGAGGAUAAAUUAGCAUCACAUUAUCACUCCCACGGCCCCUUAGACCAAGUAGUGCAACAGCAGCAGCAUUCGUCUGAACAGAAAUCAACUUCACGCCAUGCGGGACACCUCACUGGAUUAUCAGCGUCACUCGGUAGCAGUGCAACAGAACCGCACUCAUCGCAAAGCGGAAACUACGUAAAAAGACAUAUCUCGGAAGGGGACCGCGUUUGUCUAGGGACAUUCUGCGACAUAAUGCGCUGCGAGGUUGUGGAGCGGCAGCUAUCGGAGGGGCCUAAUUCACGUGGCCUCCCGGAAAACAACCCUGAAUUCCCAGAUGAAUUUAAGGCCGCUCGAGAGGCCUGUGAUCCACAGGCAAUGGCGACACUAGAAAGUCGUUGUAAACUCGUAAUGCAACAAUGUACCAUCGGCCUCUUGAAUGUUCUCUCUGUCAAAGAAUAUAAAGACAUUGAAGGGGAACUAUAUAGAAAUAUCUGCGCGUAUCUCCGGUGUGAACGAUACUGGGAGGUAGGGCCUCCUGAAACGCGAACUGUAUCUCCUUUGGUGGCGUCAGCUAUUGGAUUUGUAUUUGCGACCGUCUUCUUCUUAUGCUAUUACGUCGUGCGGGUUGUCUCAGAUUAUACCCCCCUCCCUGAAGAAGCAUUGCCACAAGAACUGUCUAACGGGACCACAUUUCGGAGGGUGAGUUCGAGUUUAACCAUCACGCGCCAGCAUUCGGCUCCCCUCAUUGGUAAUGUCAAUUACCAUAAGCGGUAUACUGCUGGACGUCAUCACCAGCAGACAACAUACGAGCAAAGGGGAUCAGUGUUGCCUCCAGAAGUUCCCCUACGACAUCAUUAUUCGCACAUGCAUGGACGUGGGCACGGAUACGAUCGCAGAGAUCAUCAAGAGCAGCAACACCCUACGAUUCGUCAGUUGGCUCAAGGUCACGAGAUUCGCCAAGGUCAGACGUAUCAAGGACGGCAAGGAUCGGAAAUACAUACAAAUAAUAACAACAAGCACCCCUCACAGCAGACGGGGCAGUACUGCUCAUCGGCGCCGUUAUCCGUGAACCAGAGUUCACGUUUUCCGAAUAAAAGAUCACCGUUACCCAUUAAAGAUAUUCCUAAAGAAUUUCCUUCACCCGUCUACCACCAGCCGAUCAAGGAAUACCGAGCUCUUCAGAUGUCACCUUUGCACAAGGAGGGAUCUUUGGGACGGCGACCCUUGGAUUACGACAGAGAUGAAACCGAGGAACAGAUGCUUUACUACUCGCUUGACCAGCACCAACAGGAGGGUCCGCAAUAUCACUCAAUGAAUCAAGGCCAAGUUCUCUCUCAUCCUUUCUACGCGACGCACCACAACAUUAAGGCAUCUCCGAGCCCGCCUUCUACGCAAUCCCCCUUUCUGGCGGGCCAGGCAAACGCUACUUCUUAUUACGAUCUCGGUGAAUCCAUGACGAAUCAACAAGGCUCGAGGCUGCACCAGGAAAUUCAACCAACUGUCGCUGUUACCGCAGUCGCAGGUCGCCAAACUGCCAGCCGAAGCCAUCAAAUGCAUCAGCAGCCUGUGCAUCAUGUCCACCAGCUCACCUGCCAAAGUUAAGGCGUUUACGACCGGUAAUUCGAUUGUUAAGCCGGCUCCGCCUGUAGGCCCUCUAUAGCUGGACGGCCGGGCGAAAGGCAAAAAGGGAAUAUAACGAUAUUUAGUUGAAACAACACGGUCAGCUAUAGAGAGCUCACAGGGGUCGGCGUUGCGCGCACCACAUCCACACACAUUGUACAUACAAAUGGUUCAUAUUGAUAUUUGAAUAUUUGGAAUAUCCUGGCCAUGUAAGUUUUUGGAGAACAUCAAAGUUCCCGCAACAUUGUCAUUGUUCCCGAUCUUUUCCAGACGCAGAAAGCGAAGUGAAGUGGAAGGUGACAAAGAUACUGCAUCAUAAUGAUGCACAACUAUAGCAGUUAGAGUCAGAUGACCGCCGAGAAGUCCGUCCUAGACGGGGUACUAGGCAGCCGCUCGCAGAGUGAGAAACAAAUGCCGACCUUUAUUAAAAUUCGGCAAUAACUAAACAGAAGACAAUGACGGCGAUGAGGAUCGUCGGCUAGGUCGACGUUAUCACGGCAAUCUAAGACCCGCGAAAAACUCUGGACACAAAAAAGCUUAGAGAAUAUUUUCAAAACGGUACGUUGUGUUUAGUCAAGUGAAAGUAAUCUGUUAUACUGUUGAUGGUGUGAUAUUCACAAAGAUUGUGAUAAUAAUGAAAAUAGGAACGGUGAAUUGAAAAACCUAAAAGGAAAGAUGUUCGAGACUGAACCGAUGAAAACAGAGGGCAUCGAGAGACGUCGUGUUACAUCAAUGGGGAAUGUUUUAGGUGGUGCCGAAAUGUCAAAUUAGGAAUUGUGUAGGUGUAUUGAACCAUCGUGGGCGCUAGAAUGGCUCGAACAGAAGGAACGGACGAACGAAUGGUAAUGUUUACACGGCGUUGUAAAAAAAUACAGAAUUUGUGCUGAAUCGGUGACCAUGUCAUGCCGUAUAGAUUGAUGAUGGUAUCUAAUGUUUAUGAUUGAGAACAUUGAUUGACUCACCGACCGAUUAGCAUUUGACGCUUUUACUGCUCACUUGGUUGUUGUGACCGGGAUGUGUUCCGUGGGUGCCGGUCCGGGCUCUCCCCUCUGACUCGACUCAAGGAUACCGCCUGACACAAUGGAGUUGGAUAAAUAAAUAAACCGAGGCGACGAUGACCGCAUCGUGUGGUCAUAUCACACGACUUGUUCCACAAGCCACACCCGCUACUAAUACAACUUUGUUAUUGUGACGAAGACGACCAUUGAUAGUGACUGUACUACUACCAUUUCCAGUAGUGCUCUGAAUAUCCCGAAAUGCCUAGUACUGAGAAUAUUAAAACGCUACCGUCACGUCACGUCACGUCACGCUACCUCACAGUGGACCUCAAUCGACGGUACCGCUAUCUGGACCAACACGGACACUUCAACUGGCAUGAAAAAAUCACAUUUUUUUGAUGGAAUCCCUAUCACCACGAAAAUUAGGACAACUAGAUGCAAACGUGUGGGAAAACUGAGUUUGUCACAUGAACCGAUAAGACAAAUACAUGCACAUCUUGCUUGUUAACUAUGCCCAGACAAUGUUUCUCACACCACCACCACCACCACCACGCACAGGCCAUCACCGUAAAUGAUUUUUACGUUCAGCUGAGCCACGUAUUCACCGAUCUCUGAAGCAAAAUGUUCAUCGUCGGGAAAAGUUUUACAAUUGAAAGUAACAGUUCAGCAAAAGUAUGAUAAUAUGUAAAUAGUGAAAUUAUAUACCGUGUAAGAUACGUAAUAAAUCAUAACUGAAUUACUUAAGCGUUGCUAGAAGAACAAGAUAUGACUUAAUAAUGAUAGGUAUUAAAAGAUGUCACAGUAAUAAGCAGAAUUCUCGACGUUGAAAAGUGCAGUUGUGACCAGUUUCGAUAAGAUACCAUAUUUUCACACACAGACACACACAAAUGUACACUCAUUUCGCCAUUUCGUUCGUUUUAUCCGUAUACCAUUGUUUCUGCCGUAAUCUACGAGAACUGCUCUAUUGUAGUCUAGUGAUAGUAUUUUUAUUAUGAACUAAAUUGAGAUAUUUCUGUAGGAUUGUUUUGCCUCUUUCUUCACCUGGAAAAGAGACCAGGAAGAUAAAAGCAAUUUUGAGCAGAUGCAUAAUCAAACCACGCGGCGACAACGAUGACGAUAACAACCCUCAGCAUAACAUGAUCGAUGCAAGCAAUGCUUGUCAUCGUACGAAACAGCCUUUUAAGUUACUGCGAAGUUAGCUAUAAUCCCGCAACCGUACAAUGAUAAUAAUUAAGAUAGCAGAAGAACGUGAAAGAAGCAAACAAUAGCAAUCUUAAUUUGAAUUGAGUUAAUGUGAUCAUAAUGGGUAGUGAUUCCUUCACAUCGAUCUUGCUCGCUGUUUCAUUAGCUGGCUUGACUACAUUCAGUUAUAGAUCCGAGUGCCUAUUCACUGAUUUAUCAAGUACGUUACGUGAUGGACGCGUCUCCGUACACGGGAUUCGAAUACUUUUUCUGUACCUACCGAUUGCUAGUACUAUUUAACAAAAGACUCAGCCAAUUACAGGCUUCCUACGAGCGGCACGGUCGCGACUUCAGACGCCGACGACUAAAUCUUCGGCGUGAUGGGGUCGUGUUGUUAAGCGUAGACACCUCACCCCGUACAGUGUGAAGAACCCAACGAACAACUGACCACAUAAAUGUAAGCCAGACAAAGAAAACGGUCGGAAAACGUUGAUAUUUUUGUCCUGAUCAACCCAUAAUAAUAAUAGUAAUAACAAUCAUGACUGCUUAAUGCCGAUAAUGUCUGUUGAAACUUAUAGCCACUGAAAAUCAAUCGAGAAUCGAAAUAUUAAAUCAGACAGAGGACUUGGAGGUGCUGUUAAUUGCUGAUAGCGUUUAUCUCAAAAGUCCUUCGCUUCAAACCCUGAUCGCAGGCGUCCGCUCUGCUUCGCUCCUAUCAAGCUAUUAGACCGGAGCCCAGUUCUGAGUCUUGCGCCAGGCCGCUUUAAAGUUGACAGGAGAAAUCAACGGAAGGCUAAUGCCGUCUAUCGUUGACUUUCAUAUUUUUUGCUCAUUUUUAUGAUCAAUAUGUAUGUCUAGAAAUCGAACAGCAGAACAAAAAAAAACACAUCUGAUCACCUCACUGUUGUUUACGACAGCGUAUAGAGAAAUUUCAAAUACUAGGUUCCAAGUAUUCGUCAUAUCACCAACUACAGUUUAGUUAGCGAUAAUCUUAAUAUUUUCAGCGCUAAAUCCGGCCGCUCCUACGCGUAAAGGGGGCAUAGAAUGAUUUUGAUUUCGUCUAUGCAGACGGUGCGGCGAUGUUUAUAUAGUUGCUUGCGUAACCGAAUGAAAGCGCAGACGGUUAUUUGGAUACGAGACGACGCUGAUUUCUGUUUAAUGAUCCUUUCUUACACUGAUUUACACCUAGCAGGUGUUAUAAACGAGCCAUUUAUUCAGUAAAAUUUAGUAUGAUCAAUAAUUGGCAAUUUCUUGCCCACCCGUGUAUUUUUACGGUUAUAUUAUGAAACAUGAUUAUAUACUUGUCUGCAUGCAAUCACUGGUCUAACAGAGUUGUCGUUAACGCAAAGCAUAAGCUGUCAGCGCGUUCUUUUACAAAUACUGUCGCUUGGCUUUUAGGGAAGUGAGGUGUGUAGAUGACUGCCCCUUCCAUUUUCUUGGUGUGAAGAUAUGCUCGUGAAAGACAUAGUUGAAAGCGAAUCUUCAAAGUUACAGAAGUUGACAAAUCUGCUGACUGCUUAAUCCUAGCCUCCGAGUGUGCUAUAGGGAAGCGUUUAACUAACAAUGUGGAUUUGUUUCCGGUAAUUCUAGUGCUACAGUGGUCUGCCUGCUAGCAUCACACUUGCCUCCGUAGUUGUCGAAACCGCUGAUAGACAUGCAAUAACUGUAUGUGCAUACUGAAGACAAUUCAUUAGGCCAAUAGACAGCCGAAAAACGAACGAUAAUUCGAACGGAAAGAUAUCUAAAAUUUACAUUUACACAGGGAUAAUUUUCUCAUUUUUACUAAAAAAUCACCAUACCACUUCGACUGAGCGCGAGCAGAAGACGCUUGUUUCGCUAAUACACUUUUACAGAAGCAAGUUUAAGUAUUGCACGCAUCAAUCGUUGUGCAGUACGACGACUGAUAGUUUUUACUAAAACAUGCAAAUGAUUACCUGAAGUUCUCCUCCCAGUCCUCUACCUCCCAACGACAAAUCGUUUGUAACAGCACGUCACAGGGCACCUCUGUCUAACGGAUAGUUACUACCGAUAUAACGAUGAUAAUCGUGAUGAUUCGAUAACCGACCUGAAUUUUUCUACGUAAGCAAGCAUCGAACAAUAGAACCGUUUAGCCAGCUAUCUCUCUGUAAAAGGCUUCCUGGUUCCAGAAUCGAUACUAUUGGCUCGUGUGAAAAUUAUCUAAAACAACCCACACAAAAUAUAUACCUGUAACAACAACCAACUUCGACUAAAAUAAUUAGAGAUAAUAACAUAGUAUACAAACGGUACGCGAUCAUAAAAGUGAUUGUAAGAUAUUAUUGCUGGUUAGAGCAACGACGUAUUGCAGUUAAGAGUUGACUAAAGCUAAGAAUGAACCGUCAAUGACGUAAUAGCAUCCAGCGAUCACAUCUGUCGAUAAAGAACACUCACAAAUACUAGAAGAGUAUAAAAAAGAAGAUCAUACCGCCGAAUGAACAACCGCUAUUCAACAAAAUGUCAAUUAUGAUACAAAGCAGCAAUCUGAUGAUAAAAUAUUAUUAUACUAUUACCUAUGUGUAACGAUCAAAUAAGCAGCAAUGGUGAUGCCUUGAGGUCUCUAGCUAAUCUCAUCAUUUUCCCAUUCUUCAAAACGUAUCUUCAACAAUUUUCUUUACCCUGUGGUGAACAUGGACGCGAAUGAUUCAAAUGUGUUUUGUUCUAAUUUGAGUGUUCGAGGUGAGACUAUGCAUUAUCGCCAUAUCUAAGAAUCCUCUGAACUCUUCAGUUUGCCAUGAUAUGACACUUAGUAGUGUAGAUACAGACACAGAUUCAGUCACAAGCUUAAAUAAGAAGCAUCGCAUGAUUAUACACCUGCCGAUACAGAUCACUUGUAUAAAUAUUCCUUCUUAUGGGACUAUCUGCCCCCUGAUCUCGAUAUUGGCAUGAUAAGCUAUCCAAUACCCCUGUCUAGCUCAAGCUGAGAGAUUUCUGUGACAAAACUUGUACAAUAUCGUAUUUGUAUUGGGGUCUUGCCACUGAUCCCGUGUUGCGUGUUCAGUAAUUGCAUGUCAGUUACUCAGCGGCCUACAUUGUCCUGGUUAGGUUACAGUUAAUUCAUUGCCAAGCUUCGACUACAGAACAAAUACGAUUUCGGGUUGCCCACGCUUUCCCUGUGUACGCGGCGACGAGAACGAAUCUAAACGCCGACGAAGCUUCGAACAAACUACUUAGAACGAAUGAAAGGAAACAGGAAGUACAGAUACGAAAAAUGAAGGCGGAACCCCGACAAAUAUACGAGAUCUUUAACCCAUUAUGCGGCUCCGAGCUGAAUUACGGCUGAGAAAAAUAAAACAGCAACAAGAUUAGAGUUACGUUCUCGCCAACGACACACAAUAGACCAGACGAGAAUUACAACAACAGAAGCAACAAAUACAUAAACUGACAACAAUAACGAGAAAACAAUGAAAGAAUGAGAUAAACCGAAACUACCAGAACUGCGACAACAACAUCACCAUAGGUAUGGAUACAAAUGAACAAUAUUAUGAAUAUGGUUGAUUCUUCUUCUACCUAUUCUUUCACGUAAUGUAAACAUAAGUAGGUAAAUAAAACCCUUUAGC